AACGCCCUGAGAGGCGGAAGUGAGUGAUUUUAGACUGAGACUGGCGCUCAGUUCGGUUCUACUUCUGGGUUUCUCUUCGGUUCGGUUCCAGCUCCACAGGAUGACCCAGCUGAAGCUGCUCGCGCUCUGCUUCCUCUUUUGUUCCGGACCGGUUCUGGGCUGUGACUGGGACAAGUCCACAGACCCGAACCAGGGCCUGGACCCGGACUCCAUGUCGAACGGCGCGCGCGACCUGGGCCGCAGCGAGGUGUCGGACCCGGAGAGCUGCCGGACCGCCUGCUGCGGGCUCCCGGACUGCGACCUGGCCCUGGUCGGGCUGCCCGCGGACGGGGGUCGGCAGUGCGUGCUGGUGGGCUGCGGGACCAGCGGCGCGUGCGCGCUGCAGCCCAGCACCCAGUUCCAGGUGUUCCGGAGGACGCGGGACGAGUCCGACCAGACCCGGACCAACGAGACCAACAACGUUCUCUGUCGUCUCCCCAUGAAGGUGGGCUCGUGCCGGGCGGCGUUCCCCCGGUUCUUCUACAACGUGACGAGUCAGAGCUGCAGCAGCUUCCUGUACGGAGGCUGUGASUCCAACGACAACAACUUUGAGUCUCAGGAGGAAUGUGAGGCCACCUGCAGCGGCGUGACAGGUUCAGUUCUACCUGAUGAGUCCACACCUGCUCCUUCUCCACCUGCUGGCAAAGCUGCCAGAAUGGCUCUAAAUGAUCCUGCCCUGAACACCAAGACCGGUAAGAUGUCACUGACCAAUAUUAUCUGUUGGGGGUUCAGACUAGUCCAGUAUCUGUUGGGGGUUCAGACUAGUCCAGUAUCUGGUUCAGACUCUAACAUGUAUGUUCUGUCUCCUGCAGACGUGUCAGCUGAUCUGUACUCCAAGCAGUGUGGGGCGGAGCCUCUGGUGGGACCCUGCAGAGCAGCCAUGACCCGCUGGUUCUUCAGCAAGGAGACGGGCAGCUGUCAGACCUUCCUCUACGGAGGCUGCAAAGGAAACGAGAACAACUACCUGAGCGAGGACGAGUGCAAGGCUACCUGUACAGGUGUCACAGUUCUGCCGUCUUCUAAGAAAGUCUCAGGACUCUGUGGGAUGAGCCCUGAGCCAGGAUUUUGCCGCGCCGCCUUCCCAAAGUUCUACUAUGAUCCAAGCUCCGCCUCCUGCCAGACCUUCCUGUACGGCGGCUGUGGUGGAAACGACAACAAGUUUGACUCUCUGGAGGAGUGCAUGGACCGCUGCAGUGGACGGGGUUCAGUUAAUAAGCAUGGUGAGGGUCGAAGCCACUGGACUGCAGCCUUCUUCCUCUUCGUCACUCUGGCCGUCAUGUCUGUCAUGCUGUUGGCAACACUCAUCGUCUUCACGCUGAGACGCCACCGCCUGUCUCACCGUUCCUCUGCCAGCGACAAGCAGGAGCUGCUCCCAGACACAGACGACCUGUCCUCUCUGAACUCCGUUCCUAUCCCCGAGACCCCCAAACCUGAACCCGAGGCCUGAAAGGGGGUCGUAGAUCCAACCGGGGUCCACCUCGGAGUUGAUCCUUUUUCAAACGUUUCCUUCUGAAUAAAAAGGUUCUAUUUGUUGCAUCAUCAGAACUCUGCAGGAUCUGUCUCUGAUCACUUCCUCUGAUCACUUAUUGAUCAUUGAUUGAACUUUAUCUUCAGGUCAAAGGUCAGCAGAAAUCUGGAUCCACUUUAAACCGAAAUCAAUAAAUGAUAAAAUCCAGAGUUUGACUUUUAUUUUGUAUUUUUUUUAAAUCAGAUUCUGAUUUUCUGCCUCAGCCUCUGAUUGGCUGAAGCCGAUCAUUGAUUGUUGAUCAGUGAGCUGAUCAGCUGACCGACCUGAACAUGUUAGCUUUACGUAGCACAUCUAUCAGCUUUUAUUUUGAAGUUUAGGGGUUAAGGUGAAGCAGUAAUCCUUGUUUGAUUUGAUUGAUCAGAAACUUUCAGCCUGCAGGUGAAACGGUGAUACACCUGCCUGGUUCCACCUGCAGCAUCAAUCACUUCAUUAACUGUUGAAGGGUAUUUUAAAACUGUUUUUAUUUAAAGUUUUAUUUCCUUUAAAAUGUGUUUUGCUGUGAUCAAUAAUCAUUACGGUUCAAUAGGUACAAGCUAAAGUUACGUAUUUAUUUCUUUAUUUUAACCAUUUAACACUUCASUUCAUUGAUGAAUUUGUAUCCUGUUGUACCAAAUAUUCUGAAUCAAUAUUCUUUUAUUUGUAGUGUUUACUUUUCUCUAAAUAAAAUGUUUUGAAUCAGACUCCUCUUUUUACCUCCUGAAAAUAUAAUAAAAACAUUUACAGAUCUGUGGAUUAAACUUAUAUUUUUCUAUUAAAUUGUUGAGGUGGAAACUGAAUGUUACACAUUUUGUUUGUUUCUUGUAAUAAAAAUUGUUUCCCCCUGAAA
Molecule: messenger RNA, 2393 nt
Organism: Austrofundulus limnaeus
Lineage: Eukaryota; Metazoa; Chordata; Actinopteri; Cyprinodontiformes; Rivulidae
Gene: spint2
Product: serine peptidase inhibitor, Kunitz type, 2
Exons: 10
Coding region: 101-1486 (461 amino acids)
Molecular function (GO): serine-type endopeptidase inhibitor activity
Source: RefSeq, a predicted model, not a curated record